GGUUCCUGUCAACCGCCGCCGCGCCGCCGCCCGCUCCGCGUUUCGGGGAGGCGGCGGGGCGGGGAAGGGAGGAGGCGGCGAAGAUGGCGGCGGUGGGGAGAGCCGGUUCCUUCGGUUCCUCCUCGGCAUCCGGCGCCGCGAACAACGCCGGCGCGGAGCUGCGGGCGGGCGGCGAGGAGGACGACGGGCAGAACCUCUGGUCCUGCAUCCUCAGCGAGGUGUCCACGCGCUCCCGCUCCAAGCUGCCCUCGGGGAAGAGCGUCCUGCUGCUGGGUGAAGAUGGAGCAGGUAAAACUAGCUUAAUAGGAAAAAUUCAAGGAAUCGAGGAAUACAAAAAAGGAAGAGGCAUGGAGUAUUUGUAUUUAAACGUGCAUGAUGAAGAUCGAGAUGACCAAACAAGAUGCAAUGUACGGAUUUUGGAUGGUGACCUGUAUCACAAGGGUCUCCUUAAAUUUGCAAUGGAGUCAAACUCACUAAAGGACACUCUAGUUAUGUUGGUAGUAGACAUGUCCAGGCCUUGGACUGCAAUGGAUUCUUUACAAAAAUGGGCAAGUGUUGUAAGAGAACACAUUGACAAGUUGAAAAUUCCUCCUGAAGAAAUGAAAGAAAUGGAACAAAAAUUGGUAAGAGACUUCCAGGAAUAUGUAGAACCAGGCGAGGAUUUUCCAGCUUCUCCACAGAGAAGAAACACUUCAUUACAGGAAGACAAAGAUGACAGUGUGAUUUUACCCCUGGGUGCAGAUACACUAACAUGUAACUUAGGCAUUCCAGUAGUAGUAGUUUGUACAAAGUGCGAUGCCAUCGGUGUUCUGGAAAAAGAGCAUGACUACAGAGAUGAACACUUCGACUUCAUUCAGUCACAUAUCAGACGGUUUUGCUUACAGUAUGGGGCCGCGCUUAUUUACACCUCGGUAAAGGAGAACAAAAACAUUGAUUUAGUCUAUAAAUAUAUAGUCCAGAAGUUGUACGGGUUUCCUUUCAACGUUCCAGCUGUUGUUGUGGAAAAAGAUGCAGUAUUUAUUCCUGCAGGUUGGGAUAAUGACAAGAAGAUUGGCAUCUUGCAUGAGAACUUUCAAACACUAAAAGCAGAAGACAGUUUUGAAGACACCAUAAGAAAACCGCCGGUCAGAAAGUUUGUUCAUGAGAAAGAAAUUGUUGCAGAAGAUGACCAAGUGUUUCUCAUGAAGCAGCAGUCUCAAUUGGCGAAACAGCCUCCUACUGCUGCAGGAAGGCCAGUGGUUAGUAGUAACAAAGAUGCCUCACCGAGAGUUCCUGGAGGAUCUCCUAGGACACCAAAUAGAUCUGUAACAUCCAAUGUUGCCAGUGUUACACCUAUCCCUGCUGGAUCCAAAAAAAUUGAUCCCAACAUGAAAGCAGGAGCUACCAGUGAGGGAGUCCUGGCAAACUUCUUCAAUAGUCUGUUGAGUAAGAAAACUGGUUCCCCUGGUGGCCCUGGUGGUGUUGGUGGCAGUCCUGGAGGUGGCAGCACAGGAGGUACUGGCAGCAAUCUACCACCAUCAGCAAAAAAGUCAGUUUAAAAUAUAUGAAGAGAGUUAUGGGUUUUGAUUACCUUCUCUAUCGACUUUUCUCUGCCUAAGUGAUUUGCUAUUGGCAUGCGUUCCUGAAUUGGAGAUGUAGGUACUGAGAGGGAUCCAUGAAAUCAUUUCUCUGCCUUAGGCCUCCCUAUCCUGUCUGGUAUCUACCACUGAUUCUUUACAGACAAAUUGGAAUACAGAAGUUAUUUUUACAAAAAGGUGCCACAAGCAGCUGGUGUCAGAAGUGACUGGAACUGAGUUCUGACUCCUAUGACCUGUAUCAGACCUUCUGAAACAGAAAUAUUGCCAAUCUUUGCAGAAUAGUUUGGUGGAUUCUCUUGCUACGUACAUGCUGGCAUCCCUGGAGUAUUUCAGGUUGUUAAGAGUGAGGAUUUUUUAACAUACACUUCAUUUUCCUUGUAGCUGUUCCAAGCAGUUAGCGUUUACACAUUCUCUCACUAACUGACUGAUCUGUGUAUGGAUUUGAGAACCAAAUUCUGUUGACUGAAAGGGAUGAAAGCAUUGCCACCAGCUAAUGAAAAUGAGCAGGUAGUUUUCUGGAAACUGGUUAGAUCUGUUUUCCCUUGUCAUAGGAUUUGAGACGUGAAAUUCUUUAAAACAAUACGUAGUGCUCCAUCCCAGAUUCUGUUUAACUGGCAUUCAUCUGUCAUAUAGUACAGUAGUUAAAUACCACAUAUGGGCUGAGUUUGAGGUAAUUGCUAAACUGUUGCUACCAAAACAGCUGUUUGUUAACAAAGCAGUUUCUGUAUGGUUGUACUGUCAAUCCUAGGCUUUUAAGCUUGAGGGUAGGGUGUAGUUGGUUUUCUGUUGUUGUUUAGAAAUAGUUGGGAAAAUAGUUGGGAAUGAGGCUUGUUUGUAUCUAUGCAGUUCUCUGCUGCUGCUUAACUUGCUUUGUCAGCUCCCCAGGGUACAAGGGCAGAUGUGUGUCUCUGCAAUCCUCCAGGCCAGGUAGGAUGAGAGACUUCCUUACUACCACAGCCAAGCAGAGUGGUCUCCUGCUGUCCUGAUGUACUCCUGUCAUGCUCCCGGUGUCGGUUGUAGGCUUUGAGUGUCUUUCCUCCCAUUAGGCUGAUCCCAAAGGAUGGCACUGGAUUAAACAUCAGUUUUUGCAGGAGCUCUUUCUGGCUGUACGUCUCCUAUACUCGUGCACUGUCAGCAAAGUGGUUUGCAAGUUUCCCAGCCUGUUCCUGAUUAAACAAUCCUGCUUUCUUUAAAUUAGCUAUUUACAUUGCUAAACGAAGUUGGCUGAAUUUGACUGAAGUGGAUUAGGGUUAUUCAGGAGAAUGGUGGGAGCUUUAGCAGGAGGGCAGUUACAAGAAACUAUCUUAAAUUUCUUUUCCUGAUUGCAAAGCAGCCACAGUUGUACAGUCUUAACUGAUAGUAAAACCUGUGGAGAGGAGCAGUCAAGCUGAAGACUGUCUUCACCUUCUUCAACACUGUGCUUGGCAGUGGUGCUGUGAGCCUGCUCAGCAUAUUCAAAGCCUUCUCCAGUCGAGCACAUACAAAAAUAUUUGAAGGCUCCACAUUGACUCUCAGGCAUCUCUUAUGCUUAUGGUGCUGUGAGAAUCAGUGCAGAGGGUUCUCCAGGACAUGUGAAGACUUGCUGUUAAGUAGCUGAACUGUGAGUUUUUGCUCUGAAAAGCCACAUGUACGUUAUGUAGAGUGUGAAUUUUUAAAGCAUUAAGCUCAUAUAAAAUCAUAAUGCUAGCAGUGCCCUUUGGAUUCAAGUAUUUGAAGGAAUUGUGCCCUACAGCUUGUACUCUGUGCUUGCAAACAGCAGGGCAGGGUUGUGGUCCUGUACUGUUUGGUUCUACCAUUGCACCCACCAACUUUAAAAUGCAGUGAACUGUUUCAUGCAAUGCUAUGAGCUCAGCACAAGAUGUUUUUGCAUAAUGGCCAUUGUGGUAAUCCUCACUCUGUUCAAAUCUGUGCAAUAAAAAUACCAAGCUUACUACACUGAAGGGAAACAUUUUGUGAGAUAUUUGAGGGGUUCUAUGAAGUUGUAAUGAAUUAAUAUGCUGGUAGUGCCUUUACGAUGAAAAUUCAUCUUUGUUUUAUUUUAUUGCUGUAAGCAGCGGGAGAUAUCUAGAUUAAAUUUUAUGCUGUUCAGAACUAUCACUUUCAUACCUUUGAGAACUUAAGUGCCUUUUAAUGAUUAUUAAAUCAGAAUGAUAAUGCAAUUGUUUUAUAUAUAUUAAAAAAAAAAAGCAUAUAGUUUCGUAGCCAGUGUUGCCUUGAACUUCCAUUAAAAUAAUUGUGAAAUGUUUAAUUAUUUUUCCAUUCUAAAUCUGUCAUCUUUUUAAAGUAUUAUGUUCUUUUUGGUCCUUAAAAAUGUUUUGUAAUCAUUUUUAAAAUAAAAUAUUAGUAAAU
Tympanuchus pallidicinctus (lesser prairie-chicken) is the source of this 3926-nucleotide messenger RNA. It is a transcript of the gene DYNC1LI1, whose product is annotated as dynein cytoplasmic 1 light intermediate chain 1. Bases 84 to 1538 code for a protein of 484 amino acids. Lineage: Eukaryota; Metazoa; Chordata; Aves; Galliformes; Phasianidae. Gene Ontology annotation, biological process: microtubule cytoskeleton organization; microtubule-based movement. Gene Ontology annotation, molecular function: dynein heavy chain binding. The transcript is spliced from 13 exons. The record is from RefSeq and is a predicted model, not a curated record. Gene Ontology annotation, cellular component: centrosome; cytoplasmic dynein complex.